GUGGAUGGCCCCGGAGCAGGCCAGAUGGAACAGGACAGAACCAACCAUGUUGACGGCAAUAGAUUGAGUCCAUUUUUAAUACCGCAAUCUUCUCACGUUUGCCAGGCAGAGCCUUCUGUGGUGAAGCUACAGAAUGGAAGUCCAGCAACAGAGAGGCCUGAAGUUGAAGUAAAUGGAGACCACAAGCAGCUAUUCACUAAAAGCAACUAUGGAGUGCCCCACCUGAAGGGAAGUCCAAACAAUUGCGUUAGCCCCGACCUUUUACAGGAAAAGAAAGUAUACUCCACAUAUAUGCAAAAUGGUGGGAUAAAACGCACGUUUAGUGAGCCCUCUCUGUAUGGACUUCCUGAGAGCAAGAAAGUGAAACAUGACAAAGAGGUAAACGGAGAACAAGCUGAGCCAGAAGAUAAUAAUGGAAACACGAGCGUCUCUGAUCGUUACAGUGAGAAGAAACCCGAGAGUUUUACAGGACAAGAAAAUGAAGCUUCAGAUUUGAUACAGUCUACAAGGUGCAACAGUGGUGGUUCAGAAAACCCUCAUGACCUUCUGAUUCAGGAUGAGCAGGAGCCGGAAGAUAUUCAUUGCCACAACAGGGACAUUGUCUUACUACUUAAGAACAAGGCGGUGCCAAUGCCUAAUGGUGCUACAGUUUCUGCCUCCUCCAUGGAAAGCAUGCAUGGUGAAAUCCUGGAGAAAACACUGUCUCAAUAUUAUCCAGAACAUGUUUCCAUAGCGAUGCAGAAGAACACAUCUCAUAUCAAUGCCAUUACCAGUCAGGCUACUAAUGAGUUGUCCUGCGAGACAACGCAUUCAUCCCAUACCUCAGGGCAGAUCACUUCCCCACAGACCUCAAACUCUGAGCUGCCUCAAGUGCCAGCUGUAGUGGUUACUAAGGUCUGCAAUGCAGAAGACUCCAGUAAACCACCCGUAUUGCCAGGUAGCUGUUCGCUUCAGAAACCAGAGCUACAGCUACAGCAGCAGAUUCCAGGCUAUGAUCCACACCAGUUAACCAUAGGAAACAGUACUGUUCGUGGAAGCGUAGGGCAGGUUCCCAACCGAGACCUCACUCUAAGUUCCAGCAGUAACCUGCAAGCUCAGAGCACCGCUCUGGAAAGGUUUUCUGAGCAAGCAGAAAAAAAUGGUGCUUUCUUUAAACAGAACUCAACGUUUCACAAAGAUUCCUCCGCUCCUCCUGCUCCAGAAAUGAACAGCGCGCUGUCGGUUGCGGUGCAAGAAGGACACCAUUCCUACGACAACACGUGCGACGAAACUCUUCCUGGGGAGAUAAAGAACGAAGGGCAACAGCAGGGGCCAAUGUCAGAGAGUCCCGGCCUCGGCCAGCAACAGCUUCACCCUCAGCAGAGGCUUCCGCAGCAGGCACAAGCGUCACAACCAGAUGCCAGUGAAAGCGCCCCGCGAGCUGCUGCAGCCGCCCCAGUUCAGCAGCACCCAGAAGAAACGCCACCAGCAACAGAACCUCCCCCCAAAAGCCUGCAGGCGUGCGGAAGCGAGGGCGAGUUCCAGCAGCACUACCGGCGUCUCCCAGGGCAGAGAGAACCCGAGAUUCCUUCCGACAAACAAAAGGACCAAGCGAAAGAGCCUGUGCAGCAGGCUCAACGGUAUUCGAAACCAGCCUGGAUAGAACUGGUUUCCACCCAGUUCCGCCAGGGAGAGCCUCCCCAAAAGCCCAGCGAAGCAUUACUGCGCUCAAUUCUUCAGUUCCAGGCACGCACAGCCGAAACAGCCUAUACAAAACAGUAUGCUGGAAGUCCUGAUGCAUUAAAGGGGCUUUCAGGGCAGCCCCAGAGCCAGAAGGUAAUGCAACAGGAACAAAUCCCUCCACUGUACCAAAGCGAGACCUCCCAGCUGCAGCCGCGUCCCACAGCUGACCAGCAGCUGCCGUUCCAGAAACACUCGCCGCAGCCACAGCUCACAAAGAUGGAUUCCCUGCUCAAGUCCCAAGUGCAGCAACACCCUCCGCAGCAGCUCCUCUUCCAGCAAAGACCAGAACAAGCAGCCAAACAGCCCGUGGAGGCCCCGCUGAAACAGCAGCACUUGAAUCCCCAGCCAGGGGAAAACGAGCAAUUCCUGCAUUCACACAUUCUGCAGCAGAUGCUUCAAAAACAGGUGCAGCAGGUGCCACUGCCACGUGGUCCGCAGCUAACCCCAAACCAGCAGCAGGCUCUGCACAUGAAAAAUAAAGACCUGCCCCAAACCGUUUCCCACUCCCAAAGCAGUGCUGAGCAGCCCCUAGACAGGACACCCUUCAGCCAGCUGAAAGCAGACGAAUGUUUCCAUGCCGGGAGUAAAUACCUGAAGUCGGCUGCGGCGUUCCCGCUGCACAGCCCUCAGCCGGGCCUGGAGCAGGUGCAGGGUGUGAACAGCAAAGCUCCCCUUUACGCUCAGAAAGCCAGCGCUGGUCUGCAGCACCCCUGCCCCAACAAUACGCGCUUCGUCGCCGAGAAGGAGGAGAACGCCGCAAAUGCCGAACGCUUUGGAGCCAGCAGAAUGCAGGACUUGCAACAUGUGCAGUAUUUUUCAAACAACUUGACCGCAAAGCAAGAUGUGAAUCACUGUUUUCAAGAACAAGAGCGACAGACACAAGCAGCUCCGGUUAGACAGCUGCCACCGCUCCGGCAAACACCAUGCUAUGGCGGUGGCCUGAACCAAGACCUCCCCAGCCAACAAGCCACGCAGACUCCCCAGCGGUACGUACCACACGGCCAGCAAACUGCCCCACACUCACAAGACCAGAGAAGCUGUCAUUUGCAGACCCAAACCCCUAAGGAUUUUCAAAAGCAUGCUGCUCUAAGGUGGCAUCUCUUGCAAAAACAGGAGCAACAAGCAUACCAGCAACCCAAACCUGAGAUUGGCCCCAGUGCAGUGCGCAAGCCUAUAAAAAUUGAGGCUGGCACCAAGUCUAAUGUCUGCAUGCGUCCAUCAGCUGGACAGAUGGAACACAAAACGUGGAAAAAAACAAUUAAACAAGAGAAUCAGCACUUUAGCUGCGAGAACAUGCAACAAAAGAGCAUCAUUGAGACAAUGGAACAGCAGCUAAAACAGAUACAGGUCAAAUCACUGUUUGAUCACAAGACUUUUACUAUCAAAUCACCAAAACACGUGAAGGUUGAAACAGCAGGCCCUAUUACCAUCCUGUCAAGAAAUACCAGUGCUGCAGAGUUUGACACUCAGACCCCAACCUUAGAUCAACAAGCAAACUUGUCUGCUGAGAAAACCCCGACCAAAAGAACAGCUGGAACUGUUCUCAAUAAUUUUUUAGACUCACCUUCUAAGUUAUUGGAUACUCCCGUAAAAAAUUUAUUGGACACGCCUGCCAAAACCCAGUAUGAUUUCCCAUCUUGCAGCUGUGUUGAGCAAAUUAUUGAAAAAGAUGAAGGUCCUUUCUAUACCCAUCUAGGAGCCGGUCCUAAUGUGGCAGCUAUUAGAGAAAUCAUGGAAGAAAGAUUUGGACAGAAGGGUAAAGCUAUAAGGAUUGAGAGGGUUGUCUACACUGGGAAAGAAGGCAAAAGUUCUCAAGGAUGUCCAAUUGCUAAAUGGGUAGUCCGCAGAAGCAGUCGGGAGGAAAAANUCCUCGGCGUCGGCCGCGAGCGGGCGGGCCCCCCGUGCGAGCCGGCCGUGAUCGUCAUCCUCAUCCUGGUCUGGGAGGGAAUCCCCACGAGCCUGGCUGACAGGCUCUACUCGGAGCUCACCGACACGCUGAGGAAGUACGGCACGCUCACCAACCGGCGCUGCGCCCUGAACGAAGA
Merops nubicus (carmine bee-eater) is the source of this 3767-nucleotide messenger RNA. RefSeq names its product methylcytosine dioxygenase TET2-like. Gene Ontology annotation, cellular component: nucleus. The annotation marks the transcript as partial. The transcript has 5 exons. Lineage: Eukaryota; Metazoa; Chordata; Aves; Coraciiformes; Meropidae. Gene Ontology annotation, molecular function: DNA 5-methylcytosine dioxygenase activity. The record is from RefSeq and is a predicted model, not a curated record. Gene Ontology annotation, biological process: oxidative demethylation; myeloid cell differentiation; positive regulation of transcription by RNA polymerase II.